Molecule: messenger RNA, 1686 nt
Organism: Apis florea (little honeybee)
Lineage: Eukaryota; Metazoa; Arthropoda; Insecta; Hymenoptera; Apidae
Gene: Vha55
Product: V-type proton ATPase subunit Vha55
Biological process (GO): vacuolar acidification; proton transmembrane transport; ATP metabolic process
Cellular component (GO): proton-transporting V-type ATPase, V1 domain
Molecular function (GO): ATP binding; proton-transporting ATPase activity, rotational mechanism
Source: RefSeq, a predicted model, not a curated record
CCCACCCUUAAUAUUUAGUCUAUCUCUUUUCAUCGAAAUAGUAUAAUAGUACGUCCUACUGUUUGAUCGACCAAAGAGACUAAGAGAGACACUCAACAAGAUGUAUCCAAAAACUAUCCGAGAAGCUAAUAAAGAACAUAUAUUGGCUGUUUCAAGAGAUUUUAUAUCACAGCCACGACUUACAUAUAAAACCGUCUCAGGUGUAAAUGGACCAUUGGUAAUAUUAGAUGAAGUCAAAUUUCCAAAAUUUGCAGAAAUUGUUCAAUUAAAACUUGCUGAUGGAUCUACAAGAUCUGGUCAAGUAUUAGAAGUAUCAGGUUCUAAAGCAGUUGUUCAAGUAUUUGAGGGUACUUCUGGUAUUGAUGCAAAAAACACUCUUUGUGAAUUUACUGGUGAUACUCUUCGGACUCCUGUAUCUGAAGAUAUGUUGGGACGUGUUUUUAAUGGAUCUGGAAAACCAAUUGAUAAAGGUCCUCCUAUUCUUGCGGAAGAUUUUUUGGACAUUGAAGGACAACCAAUUAAUCCAUGGUCACGUAUAUAUCCUAAAGAAAUGAUUCAAACAGGUAUCUCAGCUAUUGAUGUUAUGAAUUCUAUUGCUCGUGGCCAAAAAAUCCCUAUUUUCUCAGCUGCUGGUUUACCACACAAUGAGAUUGCUGCACAAAUUUGCCGUCAAGCUGGUCUUGUAAAGUUACCUGGAAAGUCAGUUUUGGAUUCUCAUGAAGAUAAUUUUGCCAUAGUAUUUGCUGCUAUGGGUGUGAAUAUGGAAACUGCUCGUUUCUUCAAGCAAGAUUUUGAAGAAAAUGGUUCUAUGGAAAAUGUGUGCCUCUUUUUAAAUUUAGCCAAUGAUCCUACUAUUGAAAGAAUUAUUACUCCACGUCUUGCUUUAACUGCAGCUGAAUUUUUGGCUUAUCAAUGUGAAAAACAUGUUCUAGUUAUACUAACUGAUAUGUCCUCUUAUGCUGAGGCUCUUCGUGAAGUAUCUGCUGCUCGUGAAGAAGUACCAGGACGACGUGGUUUUCCUGGUUAUAUGUAUACAGAUUUAGCAACUAUAUAUGAACGAGCUGGUCGAGUAGAAGGUCGCAAUGGUUCUAUUACCCAAAUUCCAAUUUUAACUAUGCCAAACGAUGAUAUUACUCACCCUAUUCCUGAUUUAACUGGAUAUAUUACUGAGGGUCAAAUUUAUGUUGAUCGUCAACUUCAUAAUAGACAAAUUUAUCCACCUGUUAAUGUACUUCCUUCAUUAUCUCGACUUAUGAAAUCUGCUAUUGGUGAAGGAUGGACACGAAAAGAUCAUUCUGAUGUGUCUAAUCAAUUGUAUGCUUGUUAUGCUAUUGGAAAAGAUGUACAAGCUAUGAAAGCUGUUGUUGGUGAAGAAGCUUUAACACCAGAUGAUUUGCUGUAUUUAGAAUUUCUUUCUAAAUUUGAGAAAAAUUUUAUUUCUCAAGGAAGUUACGAAAAUCGUACAGUCUUUGAAUCAUUGGAUAUUGGUUGGCAGUUAUUGCGUAUCUUUCCUAAAGAGAUGCUCAAACGAAUUCCUACUAACAUUCUCGCCGAAUUUUAUCCAAGAGAUUCACGUCAUUAGUUUUUUUCAUAUUUACAAUUAAGUCUUUUUUGUUUAAACUAUAUAAAAAAAAUUAUGAAUGAAAGAAAUGAAAAAAUGGUCUGACUCUCUUUUUUGAUCAUUUU